Molecule: messenger RNA, 1527 nt
Organism: Alternaria atra
Lineage: Eukaryota; Fungi; Ascomycota; Dothideomycetes; Pleosporales; Pleosporaceae
Exons: 4
Coding region: 1-1527 (508 amino acids)
Biological process (GO): proteolysis
Molecular function (GO): aminopeptidase activity; metalloexopeptidase activity
Source: RefSeq, a predicted model, not a curated record
AUGGUCUUCUACUCGGGAUUUGCGCUGUGCGCAGCCAUCACAAGCGCAACAGCGCUCCAGGUUCCGCUUCUGUCGUCCAGUAAUCAAGCGCCGCUCGGACAUCCACAUGGAACGAAACCUUUGGUCAACUCUACAGAGCUUCAGGACCUUAUCAGUGGGGAUAGGUUGAUGGCGCGCGCGAAGAAGAUGUACGAGAUCGCGAAGCUUGGCGAAGAGGAGUACAAUCACCCUACCAGAGUCAUCGGGAGUGCUGGCCACCUCGGAACGCUAUCUUAUAUUUACGAAACAGUCCUUGAGCUUGGUGACUACUACACGAUCACCAACCAGUCUUUCCCAGCUGUUUCUGGCAAUGUCUUUGAGUCGCGUCUUGUCAUUGGCGACGGCGUUCCCGAGUCUGCAAGGCCUAUGGGGUUAACACCAGCUACUAAGGACAAGGAGCCGGUGCAUGGUGAUCUUGUCUUUGUCGAAAAUGAGGGUUGCCAGGAAUCUGACUACCCGGACUCGGUAGCUGGUAACAUCGCCUUCGUGAAGCGUGGUGUCUGCCCCUUUGGUACUAAGUCUGAACAUGCCGGUCGCAAAGGUGCUGUUGCUGCCAUUGUCUACAACUACGAGAAGGAUGCUGUUUCGGGUACCCUUGGCACGCCAUCACCUGAUCACAUUGCCACAUUUGGUCUAUCUGGAGAGGAGGCUGAGCCAGUUCUGAAGAAGCUCGAGAAGGGAAAGCGCGUUGAUGCGAUCGCCUAUAUCGAUGCCGAAGUGAACUCGAUUCUGACCGUCAACAUUGUCGCACAAACGACAGCUGGCGACCCGGACAACUGUGUGAUGCUCGGUGCUCACAGUGACAGUGUCACUGAAGGUCCCGGAAUCAACGAUGAUGGAUCAGGCACAAUGUCGCUGCUCGAGGUUGCUACCCAACUUACCAAGUUUAACGUUACCAACUGUGUGAGGUUUGCCUGGUGGGCAGGUGAAGAGGAAGGCCUACUGGGUUCUGACUACUACGUCGCCUCUUUGCCCGAGAAGGAGAACCAGAAGAUCCGUCUCUUCAUGGAUUACGACAUGAUGGCCAGUCCGAACUUCGCCUACCAAAUUUACAAUGCUACAAACGCGCUGAAUCCCAACGGAUCGGAAGAGUUGCGCGAUCUGUAUAUCGAGUGGUACAAGGAUCAAGGUCUAAACUACACCUUCAUCCCCUUCGAUGGCCGCAGCGACUACGAUGGCUUUAUCCGAAAUGGUAUCCCUGGUGGUGGUAUUGCCACUGGAGCCGAGGGUAUCAAGACUGAGAAGGAGGUUGAGAUGUUUGGUGGAAAAGCGGGAGAUUGGUAUGAUAACUGCUACCACCAGCUUUGUGACGAUAUCUCAAACCUCAACGAGACCGCGUGGGUUGUUAACACCAAGCUCAUCGCUCAUUCCGUCGCGACAUAUGCGCGCUCCUUCAAGGGUUUCCCGAAACGGGAGCUUGAGGCGUCGGUCAAGUCUACGGCGUACAGGGAGGACGUGAAGUAUCAUGGGAAUAAGCUUUUCAUCUAG